This is a messenger RNA of Blumeria graminis f. sp. triticale, 2706 nucleotides long. The record is from the annotation of a GenBank genome assembly. Lineage: Eukaryota; Fungi; Ascomycota; Leotiomycetes; Helotiales; Erysiphaceae.
AUGUUCACCAUCCCAAAGCCUGCGAAACAAACCGCAGAGGACACCAUCAUAACUCUUUCGGGCAGAUUAGCCUCAUCAACUCUUCUUGAAGAUAGACGCGCAGCAGUUCUUGGACUCAAAAGUUUUUCAUCUGACUAUCCAGCGACAGUAUCCAGUAACGCACUCCGGGGACUAAUCGGAUGUCUCGAUAGAGACAAGCAAGACGUUGAUAUCACCCAAGCAAUACUUCAAACACUUCUUAUACUCUUCAACCAAAAUGCAAAUAGUCCGGAGGCUUCCGAAGAAAUUCCGCUCUGGCUUGCAGACGAAUUCACCCAACGACAGGAUAAUAUUACACUACUUCUAGAUUUCCUGGAUGCGAAUGACUUCUACAUUCGACUUUACUCAUUAAAACUUCUAUCUGCAAUUCUUUCAUCACGAACUGAGCGGAUAAAAGAAUGCAUUGCUGCGGCGCCGUUGGGAAUAUCAAAAUUGGUUGUUAUUCUGGACGAUAAAAGAGAUGCAAUACGUAACGAAGGCUUAUCACUCCUGACCUAUCUCACUCCAAAUUCUAUUGAAUUACAAAAGCGAAUAGCAUUCGAAGACGCCUUUGAUCGGAUUUUUAACAUAAUAGAGCAAGAAGGUUCCCUUCUCAACGGUGGUGGAUUGGUUGAAGAUUGCCUUAUACUUUUUGCAAAUCUACUUCGCUUGAAUGAAUCUAAUCAGUCACUAUUUAGAGAAACAGGAUAUGUGCCCAAAAUUUCCAGGCUGCUGGGCGACGCAAUUAUCGAACAGUCAGAUGAACCAGAGCUUGCUGACUGGGCUAAAACCCAGAGAAAUCGUAAUCUAUACGCAUUACUGGCAGUAUUGCGGUUAUUUUUAGUCAAUGGUAGGGCUGGAACGCAGACAAACCAAGUAUCGUUCUGGCAACAUGGAGUACUGCAAGAAGCCCUUAAAUUAGCAUUUAACAGCUCAUCCGAAAACACAAUAAAAGCGGAGGCUUUGAUAACUUGCGCAGAUAUUAUUAGGGGUAAUUCCAGUCUUCAAGAAGGAUUCGCUCAGAUGCAAGUCAGCUCUAUCCUCGAACAGCCUCUAGCUAAAGGUGGUGAAACUUCAAAGGUGUACGUUAUAGAUGGGCUUCUCGACCUUGCGCUAAGUUUGUCUGAGCUACUUGCAUUUGAUGCUAGACUUGCUGCUUGUGAAUGCCUUAAAUCCUAUUUCAUUGGUCAUGUUGACAUACGUAAACACUUUAUACGACGUGCUAUUGAUGGAUAUACAAGUGGUGUGGAUGAGACAGCUAACGUUCUGAAAAUUGUCAUCAAACCUUCGGAUUCUCAAGCCAGACGAGACCCUUAUCGUCUCUGGUUUGCAUCAGUCAUCUUGUUCCACCUGGUCUACGAUGAUACAGAUGUCAAGGCUACAGCAAUGAAUGUAACUGAUGGUGAUGCAGAAAAUGGCGAAGAAGUAGUAACUUGCCUUCAAACCAUUACAGGAAAUCUUCUUGAUGGGAUUAAGAUGGGUGCUGAUGAACGUGUCCUGAUUGCGUAUUUGAUGCUUCUGUGUGGAUGGUUAUUCGAAGAUCCAGAUGGUGUUAAUGAUUUUCUUGGGGAGGGAAGUCAUCUCCAAAGCUUAGCACAUGCUGUACACACGAAUACUACGGACAACUUGAUAGUUCAAGGGCUAUGUGUCAUGUUAUUGGGGAUUAUUUAUGAAUUUUCUACAAAAGACUCCCCUAUUGCAAGAGCCGUAAUACAUCAGAUUAUCCUCUCAAAAUUGGGUAGAGACCAGUAUAUUGAUCGGCUAAAGAAGUUAAGAAGUCACCCAUUAAUACGCGACUACGAAGUUCUACCCCAGAAGCUCAGCUCAAGUGUUGCUGGAGGCCUUCCGGAGGUAUACUUUGACAUGACUUUUGUUGAAUUUGUAAAAGACAACUACAGCCGUGUUAUUCGCGCCAUUGACCGUGAUCCUGGAUAUGAGGUUUCAGUUAUUACGAAUGGCGUACAAAAAGGUAUAUCUCGAGAGAUGGUUGACUCUCUACAACUUCAACUUGAAGAGAAAGAAAGGUUGUUGCAAGACUGUUACAAAAAAAUGAAUGAAUUGGAAAAUAAUCUCAACCAGGAGCAGAAUAAACACCAAUCAUAUAAAGAGGCAACCGGAAGAGAGAUUUCCCAAGCAAAAUACGAGAUACAAUCACUACAGGCGCAGCAUGAGAAUGAAAUCAAUAAAAUUUUGCAAAAUAAAAAUCAGUCUAUUCAGGACUACCAACGACAGCUCGAUCGUGUCACGGUAGCCGCCGAUAAAGAGACUAAAGAAACUCGAAGAUUGCUUGAUGAAAAGACAAAAGAUUUUCAGGAUAAAAUUGAAGAACUUCAAGCUGAACUUGGCCAGGUAGCGAAGAAAAAUCAUGCUGGGAAAUUACAACUUGCUCAUGACCAAUAUAAAUCACUCAAUGAAAAAACUGCAGUAUUAAUAAAGUCACUAGAAAUAAAAUCGGAAUCGAUUCUAUCAGAAAGGAAUGAAGCACUAGAUGAAAUCUCCAUUCUCAAGAAUUCUCUUAGUCAAACAAAGAGAGAAAGACAAUCUGCACAAGCAGAAUUAGAGGAUCUAUUGAUGGUUUUUGCUGAUAUGGAAGAGAAGCUCACAAUAUAUAAAGAGAAGUUAAAAGGGUUGGGGGAGUCAGUCUCUGACGUAGAAGAUGAGGCUGACAAUAAGAGUAACGCAAGCUGA